CUGGUCCUCGGGCGGUGUUUGAGUGUCUGAUGUACAUACACAGCCCGGCGUCCAGAGCGGACAUGCGGCGGCUCCAAGGGGAGAAGGACUCACGCAUCUCUCGGUGGGCUUUAAUUGGAAGCGUCACCUCCCACACCGCGUACUGAUAUCGGUCCCGAAUGAGUUGCAGCCAUGGAGCAAGUUCAGGUGAAAGAGAUAGAGAAGCUCAACCCAGCGGCGACGGCCAACUGGUUCUCAAAGAUUUUCUUCUGCUGGCUGAACCCCUUGUUUCGUAUCGGUUACAAACGGUCCCUGGAAGAAGAAGACUUGUACAACGUGCUGCCGGAAUUCCGCUCAAAAACACUGGGGUUGACCUUGCAAAGCUACUGGGAUGAAGAGUGCCUGAAGAGUGCCAAAGAGCUGAAGAAACCAAGCUUCUGCAAAGCCGUCAUCCGUUGCUACUGGAAAUCCUAUUCACUGCUUGGCAUCUUCACAUUCAUUGAGGUAAUUUACACAUUGCAGGCUGACUCAUCAGCUAUUUAAUCCUAAUUUUGUUUA
Messenger RNA from Gadus morhua (Atlantic cod), 537 nucleotides. RefSeq names its product multidrug resistance-associated protein 4-like. The record is from RefSeq and is a predicted model, not a curated record. The transcript has 3 exons. Gene Ontology annotation, cellular component: plasma membrane. Bases 172 to 522 code for a protein of 116 amino acids. Gene Ontology annotation, molecular function: ATPase-coupled transmembrane transporter activity. Lineage: Eukaryota; Metazoa; Chordata; Actinopteri; Gadiformes; Gadidae. Gene Ontology annotation, biological process: transmembrane transport.